AUGUAUGCACCCGACUAUAGGCAGCAGCCAUGGAAGCGAAUUUUUCUUGGUUGGCCUUCGUUAGUGGCGACCUGGGUGUACAUUAUUUGGUUUGUAUCACGCGUUUUAGCGUGCUGUAGUCGUACCCCUCAGCAAGGUGACCGUUCGCUGAUGGAUCUUGACUGGUACUAUACGCUUCUGGUUUCCUUGUGCCCGCCAGUCAUUUUUCUUGGCACGUAUUUAAGCUGGAUUGGUUGGAAAUUCUUUCGACACAACUAG
Molecule: messenger RNA, 258 nt
Organism: Trypanosoma cruzi
Lineage: Eukaryota; Euglenozoa; Kinetoplastea; Trypanosomatida; Trypanosomatidae
Exons: 1
Coding region: 1-258 (85 amino acids)
Source: RefSeq, a predicted model, not a curated record